Hansenula anomala is the source of this 684-nucleotide messenger RNA. RefSeq lists its product as uncharacterized. The record is from RefSeq and is a predicted model, not a curated record. The coding region runs from base 1 to 684 and encodes 227 amino acids. The transcript is spliced from 2 exons. NCBI's taxonomy places the organism in Eukaryota, Fungi, Ascomycota, Saccharomycetes, Phaffomycetales, Wickerhamomycetaceae.
AUGUUGUUAAGACCAAUUAUUAUCUUGGCUGGUUUUUUCCUGAGUCAAGUUUUAACUGCUGAUUUGAUUUCAUCAACUGAAAGUAAUGAGUUUGGUGCUUAUGUCAAUCCAAAUCCAAAAAAUAUUUGUGAAGGUGAAGAGCUUGAUACUUUAACUACUUGUGCAAGUGAGGUUCUAGCAAAAUUAGAUGAAUGUAAACCAGAUGAUCUUGCCUGUGAAUGUUGUGCUUUACAAAGUAUGAAACGUGACUGUUAUGGAUUGUGUCCAAAUACUGCUUCUGGUAACUUCUUAGCUGUUUUGUAUGAUGAUUGUGAAACCAUGAAUGAUGUUAAUGCUUGCAACCUUCCAUUUAAAAAGCAUGAUACCCAUGUUGCCAAAUUUCUCAGACCAAAUGCAAGAAUCCCAGUUGAGGAUAAAGAGCCAGAUUUUGUGCUUCAAUCAGUUCUUGAGAACAACACAAAUACAACUAAUACAACUAUUGUCAGUUUCUUGGAACAUAAACAUGAUCUUGAGGAAGAAUUUAGUAACCAUACAGUUGCAAACAAAACUUUGUUAGAUAGAACUCACACAGCAAACAACACUUUACCUCUUGAAAGUUCUGGUGCAAGAACACAAAUCUUACAAUCAAUGGUUCUGGUUCUCAUUGGUAUUUUCACAGCUCGUUUGGUUUGCCAUUUAUUCUGA